Capronia epimyces CBS 606.96 is the source of this 1206-nucleotide messenger RNA. RefSeq lists its product as uncharacterized. NCBI's taxonomy places the organism in Eukaryota, Fungi, Ascomycota, Eurotiomycetes, Chaetothyriales, Herpotrichiellaceae. The record is from RefSeq and is a predicted model, not a curated record. The coding region runs from base 1 to 1206 and encodes 401 amino acids. The transcript has a single exon.
AUGGCGGCCCAAGUAGCCUCAAUCAACCUCGAGUAUAUCCCAUCGUCCCACUAUACUGCUCGGCUUCCUCCCUCCGACGACCCCUUCCGGCAUAGUUCUCUGUCCAAUUCCCACAAUCACCACGAGUUGCAUCCUUGGGGUCCUGAUGUGCCUGUCGCGUCGCCCGAAUUCGAUGCUAGGUAUGCCGAGGCCAACAACCAGUAUAUGUACCACUUGUGGUACAAUGCUGCGUUGGCACCUUUCAUGGCGACGAGAGUCAUCAGUAUCCGACCCCUCGACGCCGGAUUCCUCGCGAAAGCACGUCAAGUCCUGAAGGAUACCUUUGCCAGUGGCAUUGAUUCAGCCAUGGCCUCCGUUGAGGCCUGCACUGUGGCAGACGAAAUUCAAUCUAUCCUCGACAGCAGCCAUUUGUCGCCCGAUGAUCGCAUUUUCGUCCGGCUUGGUGCCACUUCCUGCAAGGACAGUUUCGCCGUCAACUUGCCGACGACCAAACCGGGUCCUCUGCCUCCCCGGGGCGACAUCGUGCUACGGCGCCUCCUCACGAGCGCUCGCUGUGUUGCCCGACUGCUUGCACUGGCCGACAAUAUUUGGCCUCAGGAUCCGGGUGAGGCCCUUAUUGUCGAGGAGUGGGCCCCUGACAUCGAGUUGAAGCGUGAGUUUCGCGUUUUCUGUUGCAAGGGCCGGGUGACAGCCGUCAGUCAGGAUAUUUGGUGGCAGAAGAUGGGCUGGCGGGGCAGGUAUUCCAAUGGAUUUGUCGAGGCGAUUCUGCACCUCUGGGACCAAGUCAAGCCAUUGAUACCAUUUGAUACAUGUACAAUGGAUGUGCAUAUGAUGGAGACGGAGAAUGAAGACAUUCCCUGGAAAGCACGACUCAUUGAGUUCAAUGGGUUUGGAGCACAUCUCAACACAGGAAGCGACCUAUUCCACUGGGUGAACGAUGCCGAAAUACUGGAAGGCAAACGCCCAGGCGUCACUCUACGCUUCGUUGAUGACAAUGAGGUCAUCUUCGAGCCUGGUGGCGGCAGUGCAAGUCAGGAAGUGAAGGAAGUGACCGGUGAAGGUGCUCAGGACCCUGUGCCAGACUGGCUUGCCCUCGAACAGAAGUUGAGAGAGCGCUAUGGUAAUGACCCGACCGAGGAGAAAAUGCUGACACUCGAAAGGAAGACCAAAGUUCCACUCAGGGGAAGAUGGUGCAGUGCAUAUUGA